AUGGCGAAACGGACAUUAGACUCCUUUUUUAAGCCUUCGGCGCCAAAACGUCCCAAGCUCGAGACUGAAACCGACCCAACGGACGCUAAUGCAGAUGCGAAACCCCCGAGCCAACAUCCCAGCUAUCCAAUCCCAAUCCCACAGCUCCCCUCACACAUCGAAGUAAGCCUAGAGCAUGGGUUACCAUUCAAGGAAGGCACUGGAAUAAACAACCAACCGCAUCUGGACCUCCUCCAUUUCCAACCCUAUAUUCCGCGCGCAACAGCGAACGAAUUCUUCAAGUUCCUGCGUCGCGAACUCCCCUUUUACCGUGUGCGCUAUACCGCACGUCGCGGCAAUAUCUCCACGGAGAUCAACACACCGCGGUGGACGACGGUCUUCGGCAUCGACGAAACAUCCGUCUUCACCAAUGGCAAAACCGUAGAUGCCCGGACGGGGUCCCCAGUCUCCCCAACAAAAUACCAGUGCACGCCGCGACCGAUCCCAGAGUGUCUGGAGGUGCUGCGCAAGCAAGUCGAAGCGCAUGCGGGGGGCGAGAAAGGGUAUAAUUUCUGCCUGGUGAAUUACUACGCCGGAGGGGAUGACAGUAUAUCAUUCCACUCUGACGACGAGAGGUUCCUAGGGUCGCGGCCCAAUAUCGCUUCACUGUCAUUGGGUGGCGAGCGGGACUUUUUGAUGAAGCACAAGCCCGUACCCGUUGAGAUCGGGGCGGAUGCCAAAGCGGGCGCUACGGCUGUGGGGCGCCAGAUCAAGAUGAGUCUUGGCUCGGGCGAUAUGAUAAUUAUGCGGGGGGAGACCCAGUCGAAUUGGUUACAUAGUAUUCCGAAGCGGAAGGGGAAUACGCAGGGACGCAUCAAUAUUACAUUCCGGCGGGCGAUUGUGCCGGCGGGGACGAACAAUUACUAUCAUUACAAUGUUGGCGGUGGGGGGAUGUAUAGAUGGGACGAAAUCCGUCGGGAGAUGGUCGAAACAAAAUAG
Molecule: messenger RNA, 978 nt
Organism: Penicillium olsonii
Lineage: Eukaryota; Fungi; Ascomycota; Eurotiomycetes; Eurotiales; Aspergillaceae
Source: the annotation of a GenBank genome assembly